Helianthus annuus (common sunflower) is the source of this 1362-nucleotide messenger RNA. RefSeq lists its product as uncharacterized. The record is from RefSeq and is a predicted model, not a curated record. NCBI's taxonomy places the organism in Eukaryota, Viridiplantae, Streptophyta, Magnoliopsida, Asterales, Asteraceae. The transcript has a single exon. Bases 1 to 1362 code for a protein of 453 amino acids.
AUGAGUUCUACAUCGGUCAAACUCAUUUCAGAAUGCUUGAUUAAACCACUGGACGACCUCUCACCAGAGGCAAAGCAGCCUAUCCAUUUUACACCAUUUGAGCUGUCCUGCCUCAACAUCAGAUACAGCCAGAAAGGUCUCCUUUUCGCAAAACCACCUUUAGCCGAAAAUCAACAUUUCUCCAUAACCACUUUCUUGGAUGACCUCCAACACUCUCUCUCCGCUACCCUCACUCAUUUCUACCCGUUCGCCGCCCGUUUCGCCACUCGAAAACAAGAAAACCCACCUUCAUAUGUCAUCUACUUAGACCCCGGAAACACCCCUGGCGUCAAGUUUAUUUACGCGACUGUAGACGCCACAGUAUCCGACAUACUUAACCCAACUGACGUACCUUUACUUGUUCACUCAUUUUUUGAUCUUAGUGAAGCCAUUUCCCAUGAUGCGCAUACGCUGCCGGUGUUAUCCAUUCAGGUGACCGAGCUUGUGGAUGGGAUUUUUAUCGGUGGUUCUGUCAACCACAUGGUGGCUGACGGAACCUCUUUCUGGAAUUUCAUGGCUACCUGGAGUGAAAUAUUCAGAUCAGGAGGAAAAUAUAACGGCUCUAUUUCUCGCCCUCCUGUGAUCAAGAGAUGGGUUUUGGAUGGAUAUGAUCCUAUUAUGAAUAUCCCCUACAGCCAUCAAGAUCAAUUUAUAGACCGAUUCGAAAUUCAAAUCUUUAAAGAGCGAUUCUUCAAUUUCUCAUCAGCCGCCAUCUCCAAACUCAAAGCAACAGCAAAUUCCGAAUGCAAUACGCAUAAGAUUUCAAGUUUACAAGCGGUUGUCGCGCUUUUAUGGAGGUGUAUCACCCGUGCGCGUUGUCUACCACACGACAAGGAAACCAGAUGUUCAUUGAUGGUGUCUACUAGGAGUAGGUUAAACCCACCUAUGUCUAAUGAUUAUAUUGGUAACCCGGUUCAUUUUGUUAUAGUAAAAGCAACUGUGGGGGAUUUGAUGGCUCAUGGUCUUGGUUGGGCGGCUUUCCGGCUACACGAAGGCGUGAUAAACCAUGAUGAUAAAGCAAUCAAGGAAAGGGUUGAGUCAUGGAUUAGAAGUCCAGUGAUAUAUAAAAUGAGUCAGCUGUCUGAUCCAAACAUUGUGCACGUUGGGAGCUCACCGAGAUUUGACAUGUACGGUUGUGAAUUUGGGUUAGGGAAAGCGGUAGCGGCUCGAAGCGGGUGCACAAACAAAGGCGAUGGGAAGAUUACGAUGUAUCCAGGAAGAGAGGGUGGCGCGAGCAUGGACGUUGAAGUUUGCCUUUUGCCGGAGUAUAUGAAAAAUAUAGAAUGUGACGAGGAGUUCAUGAGUACUCUAAUGAUAAACUAA